Molecule: messenger RNA, 5943 nt
Organism: Didymosphaeria variabile
Lineage: Eukaryota; Fungi; Ascomycota; Dothideomycetes; Pleosporales; Didymosphaeriaceae
Gene: SEC7
Product: guanine nucleotide exchange protein for ADP-robosylation factor
Exons: 2
Coding region: 1-5943 (1980 amino acids)
Biological process (GO): regulation of ARF protein signal transduction
Molecular function (GO): guanyl-nucleotide exchange factor activity
Source: RefSeq, a predicted model, not a curated record
AUGGCCGACACAGAGCCUUCGCCAGACUCACCGGAGGUCGAGGACAAGUGGCCGAGCGGGCAGAUGCAGCAGGAAACAACCGCAGCAGAAGAGGAGGACAUGCACGAAGAUGCAGGCUCCCACGCGGCAUCCGAAGACACAGACGAGAGAGCUCCGCCGACUUCCAGCGCACCACAAACGCCGGCGGAGAUGCCCACACCUACUCCCCCGACCCCCAAACUCAAUGUGCCUGAGCCAGAGGAAGCAGACUCGCGGCGCACCGCCGAGUUCUUCGACCAGCGCAUGCACAGCGACACGCGUCCACGCACCGAUUCGCAGUCCACGACCGCCACGGCUGCAACAACAGCCACGCGACCCUCGGCACGGAGCUCGCUGGUCUUUGUAAUUACAGCGUUGGAGAAUAUAGCUGCAUCCAAAGAUGCGAAGAAGAACAAGAAGCUGGGGGAUUCGGUCGCAACGGCCUUGGCAGCUAUCAAAGCAGAGGGCGACCCUUCACGCAUAAACCCCGAGAUACUCUUCCAACCGCUUCAGCUAGCCUCCGAGGCUCCAUCAGUGCCCGUUUCGAUAGUAGCGUUGGACUGCAUAGGUAAGCUGAUCAGCUACUCGUACUUCUCCGUGCCUUCCGAGUCGCAGGGCGACAAUGAGGCUGCGCCCCUCAUCGAGAAGGCUAUAGACACAAUAUGCGAGUGCUUCCAGGGUGAAGCGACUCCGCCGGAUGUGCAGCUCCAGAUCGUCAAGUCCUUGCUAGCUGCCAUCCUCAACGACAAGAUCGUAGUACACGGUGCGGGACUGCUGAAGGCUGUGCGAUUAACCUACAACAUCUUCUUGCUUUCCAAGUCGAGCGCAAACCAGCAGGUCGCGCAGGGAGCAUUGACACAGAUGGUUGGCACGGUCUUUGAAAGAGUCAAGAGCAGGCUGGCAGCGAAAGAAGCUAGAGUCAACCUUUCACGCGUGUCAUUGAACGACAAGGACCCUUCGGAAGAGAAUGUCCCCGAGGAGGCCGAGGUCGAAACAGAAUUCACAAAUGGUACCGAAAGAAGCACAGAUGAUGCGGAAGAGGAGCGAUAUGACCCCGAGUCUGGUGAGCCCAGCGACAAGCCAGUAGACAAACACACCGGCCCCAAGAUCACUCUGCAGAGCUUCGAGAACAAUAUGAGCUUCAACGACGACCGGAUACACGACAACGCGCCGACCUUAGUUACACGGAUAAAGGGCAAGCCAGGGUCAAGGCAAGUUUCUGGCGUAGAAGCUUCGCCAAAUCCGCAAGAGGGCGAAGGCUCAGACGAAGAGGAAGAAGAUGAGAUAUUUGUCAAAGAUGCUUAUCUGGUUUUCCGCGCCAUGUGCAGGCUGAGCACUAAGACCCUUGCGGUGGACCACGCGCUGGAUGUAAAGUCGCAAGGGAUGCGCUCAAAGUUGCUGUCUCUUCAUAUCAUUCACACCAUAUUACACAACAAUAUUGCCGUCUUCAUUUCGCCAUUUGCAACGAUAAGAAGCGGCAGUGGCGAUGAGCCCACUACGUUUGUACAGGCAAUCAAGCAGUACCUCUGCUUGAGCCUGAGUCGCAACGGUGCGAGCUCUGUCAACAAGGUCUUCGAGGUGACGUGCGAGAUUUUCUGGCACAUGCUUAAAUACUUGCGCGUCAUGUUAAAGAAGGAGGUCGAGGUGUUUUUGAAGGAGAUCUACCUUGCCACCCUAGACAAGAGAAGUGCACCGGCGUUCCAAAAACAAUACAUUUUGACAGUAUUUCGACGGUUAGCAGCUGAUCCUCGUGCGCUGGUAGAAAUUUACCUCAACUACGACUGCGAUCGCACCGCGCUCGAUAACAUGUACCAACGCGUUGUUGAGCAUCUUUCCAAGAUAUCAAGCACGCCGGUCACUGUGUCGCCUAUGCAGCAACAGGCCUACCAAGAACAGCGCGAGAAGCAAGCGAAGGCUUCGGAUUGGCAGACCAGAGGGACUUUGCCUCCCUCGUUAUCCACAGCAUCGAUGAACGUCCCUCAUGAAAGCGAGCACGCGUAUCCACCCGAAUAUGCUAUGAAGCAGGAGUCGUUAGAAGGCCUUGUGGAAAUUCUGCGAUCGCUGGUGAACUGGUCGGAACAGUCUGUCACCAGCGGUGCAAGAAACUCGACUGUGGAUUUGAGGGGUUCGGUCGACAACCUCAGGGCUUCUACCGAUAACAGGACUAUUUCCGAAUCUCCAAAUGUGGGAGGUGACUCAGGGACCGUGACACCAAUGGUGGAGGACGAUUAUGGUGAACUGGAGAAGGCGAAGCAGAAGAAGACCGCUCUAACAAGGGCUGUCCGCGAGUUCAAUUACAAACCAAAGCGCGGAUUGAAGACGUUGAUCAAAGAAGGAUUCAUCGCAUCAGAAUCUCCCGAAGACAUUGCCCGGUUCUUCCACGAGACCGAUCUCGUGGACAAGGGACCGCUUGGCGAGUUCCUAGGAGAAGGCAAUGAAGAAAACAUCAAAAUCAUGCACGCUUUCGUGGACCAGCUGGAUUUCACCAAGACGCGGUUCACUGACGCUCUGCGACGUUUCCUGCAAUGCUUUCGGUUACCUGGCGAGGCUCAGAAAAUUGAUCGAUUUAUGCUGAAGUUCGCCGAAAGGUAUACCACCGGUAAUCCUAAUGCUUAUGCAAACGCCGACACCGCAUAUGUUCUUUCAUAUUCAGUAAUCAUGCUGAAUGUGGAUCAGCACAGCAAGAAGAUGAAAGGUCCUCGCAUGACUCUAGAAGACUUCAUCAAGAACAACCGUGGUAUCAAUGACGGUGCCGAUUUACCGGAUGAGUAUAUUCGAGAUAUCUACGAGGAAAUCGCGAAGAAGGAGAUUGUGUUGCAAACAGAACAAGAAGCUGCAGCAGAUAAAGGACUUUUACAGCCUCAACAACAAGGAGGAUUGGCUGCAGUCGGUCAAGCUUUGAUUGGUGGUGGGCGAGAUCUUCAAAGAGAAGUCUACGUUCAAGCAUCGGAGGCCAUGGCCAACAAGACCGAACAACUGUACAAACAGCUUCUCCGCGCUCAACGAAAGACCACAAGGGCACUGCCAGUCUCCAAGUUCAUCCCUGCAUCCUCAUCUAAACACGUUGGACCAAUGUUCGAGGUCACCUGGAUGCCUUUCCUUACCGCGCUGUCUGGUCAAGCCCAGGAUCACAACAUUGAAAUAGUAAGGCUCUGUAUUGAAGGCAUUAAACUGGCCAUUCGCAUCUCCUGCAUAUUCGAUGUGGAGAGCGCCCGACAAGCUUUCGUUGCAUUCUUGGCUCGCUUCACCAAUCUCUAUAAUCUGAGUGAGAUGAAAGCCAAGAACAUGGAAGCUCUGAAGGUUUUGAUUGAAAUUGCAAACACAGAGGGCAAUCUGUUGCGGGAGUCUUGGCGCGAGGUGUUAACCUGCGUCUCUCAACUCGACCGCUUCCAGCUCAUAUCGGCCGGGAUCGAUGAACGCUCAGUACCUGACGUUUUGAAGACCCAGUCGCCAGGUGGAACGCAAUCGCGAAAAUCGCUCAAUGUGCCGAAUAACAGGAGACGACAAAUUUCGCAUACGAACAGUAUGCAAUUCCAGGCGGACGUUGCCGAGGAGAGCCGCUCCACUGACAUUGUGAGAGGCGUUGACCGGAUAUUCACUAGCACAGCCAACCUUUCUGGAGAGGCCAUCGUCGACUUCGUCAAGGCGCUGACCCAAGUCAGCUGGCAGGAGAUCCAGUCCUCAGGCCAAAGUGAGUCGCCUCGCACAUACAGCUUGCAGAAACUCGUCGAGAUUAGCGGCUACAAUAUGACUCGUGUUCGUUUCGAAUGGACGAACAUCUGGCAAAUACUUGGCGCACAUUUCAACGAAGUCGGCUGCCACACAAACACAAACGUUGUUUACUUUGCUCUCAACUCAUUGCGACAACUGUCGAUGAAGUUUAUGGAAAUCGAAGAGCUUCCUGGUUUCAAAUUUCAGAAGGACUUUCUAAAACCCUUUGAACACAUCAUUAGCAAUGCUAGUGUCGUGUCGGUCAAAGACAUGGUACUGCGUUGUCUCAUUCAGAUGAUCCAGGCGCGAGGCGAAAAUAUUCGCUCUGGUUGGAAGACUAUGUUUGGAGUCUUCACUGUGGCUGCACGUGAGCCAUACGAGGGCAUCGUCAAUCUUGCGUUCGAGAAUGUAUCGCAGGUGUACAACACGCGCUUCGGCGUAGUGAUCUCGCAAGGCGCUUUCGCAGAUUUGAUCGUUUGCCUCACCGAGUUCUCCAAGAACUACAAAUUCCAGAAGAAGUCACUACAAGCUAUCGAAUUACUGAAGUCAUCCGUACCGAAGAUGCUGCGUACCCCCGAGUGUUCGCUCUCGGCUAGAGCUGGAUUUGUGAAAGAGUCUGACAAAGGCUCAUCAAUACCCAAGCAACCGACUCGACAGACGCAAGAAGAGCAGUUUUGGUUCCCUGUGCUGUUUGCGUUCCACGAUGUCUUGAUGACGGGCGAAGAUCUGGAGGUACGAUCAAGAGCACUCAGCUACCUCUUUGAGACUCUCAUAACCUACGGUGGCGACUUCCCGAGGGACUUCUGGGAUAUGCUCUGGCGGCAGCUACUCUACCCCAUCUUCAUGGUAUUGAAGUCGAAGUCGGAGAUGUCGAAGGUCCUAAACCACGAGGAAUUGUCUGUCUGGCUUUCCACAACGAUGAUCCAGGCUCUGCGAAAUAUGGUCCGGCUAUUCACUCACUUUUUUGAAUCUCUAGAAUACAUGCUCGAUCGUUUUCUUGAUCUUCUGGCACUCUGUAUUUGCCAGGAGAACGAUACCCUUGCUCGAAUCGGCAGUAAUUGUUUGCAGCAAUUGGUAUUGCAGAACGUUCAGAAGUUCACCCCCAGGCACUGGAAUCAGAUCGUCAGGGCAUUUGUCGACCUGUUUGUACGGACUGAAGCGACAGCGUUGAUGUCGGCUGCCACAGCAGGCACACCGUCCCAGUCACAGACCCCCAAUGGCUUCAAUGGAGUUGAUGGCGAGAAAACCCCUACAGCACCCGCGAAAGAGCUUUCGCUCCAGAAUCCUAGGGAAGAGGAAUCAACCAGCAACAACGCCCUUGGAAUCAACGGCCUUAACAGCCCACGUCGACCGUCCAUAGUAACAAAUGACUCCACGAACUCUCUCGCCGCAGAGCAAAAACGCAUGCCAUCGCCACUGCCCAAACGUCAAACCCAAGAGCUUGAAGACUUCCGACCUGAAAAUCAAGACGUCCCGCAACCCCCCGUAGUCGUCACCGCUGCCCGUCGACGCUUCUUCAACCAGAUCAUCACCAAAUGCGUUCUCCAGCUCCUCAUGAUUGAAACCGUCCAAGAGCUCUUUACCAACGACGCAGUCUACGAAAAAAUCCCCUCGGGUGAGCUCCUCCGCCUCAUGGCCGUCCUCAAGAAAUCCUACCACUUUGCCAAGCGCUUCAACGCGGAUCGCGACCUCCGUACCCGCCUCUUCAGAGAAGGCUUCAUGAAGCAACCGCCCAACCUCCUCAAGCAAGAAUCCGGCUCCGCCUCCGUUUACGUCAGCAUCCUCUUCCGCAUGUAUCACGACACCUCUACCGACCGCGCCGCCUCGCGCGCGGACACAGAAGCGGCGCUCAUUCCGCUCUGCGAGGACAUCAUAUCGUCGUACAUUGAGCUCGACGAGGAAACGCAGCAGCGCAACAUCGUCACCUGGCGGCCUGUCGUCGUCAGCGUGUUGGACGGGUACUGCGGGUUUCCGCCCGGCGAGUUUGAGAAGCAUGUGGAGGUUUUCGCGCCGCUGGUUGUGGGGCUAUUGGGCACCGAGCUGGCGCACGAUAUCCAGAGGGCGGUGCAGGCGCUCGUUAUGAGAGUGUUUGAGAGUAAAGCUGGCAUCGAGAGGGUGCCGCUUAUGACGCCGGCGGUGGGUGGGUCGAGGAGUCCGAGGGGAAGUUUUGUCGGGAGUCCGAAGUUGGACCGGAAGGCAAGUCGGGGGAAAUGA